Closterium sp. NIES-67 is the source of this 2279-nucleotide messenger RNA. The record is from the annotation of a GenBank genome assembly. Lineage: Eukaryota; Viridiplantae; Streptophyta; Zygnematophyceae; Desmidiales; Closteriaceae.
AGGCGGAGGGAUGGGAAGAUGGGGAUGGCAUGAAGCCAGUCCCCUGCUCCAUAUCCAGCCAGGGAAAAGAGGCGUUGGGUGUGCCCAGAGAGUGGGUUUGGGUCCAUUGUCCGCGUGGCUGCCACCUGGCCGGCGUAUCGCACGGCCUGGACUUCGAGGGAGAAGCGGUGUUGGAGUGGGGAGCCGGAGGGUUCCCUCCUCUCGGAGUGCAGGAGCUCCCGGGCUCGUGGGGGCAUCGCCGUUUCACACUUCGCCAGCCAGGUAUGCAAGUGGGUGGGGCUGGUGAAAGGUGGCGUGAGGUGCCGGACAGCGUCAGCCAGGGGCCCUCCUGACGCUGCUGGGAGGGCAGCCAAGAGGCCCUGGGCUUGGGUGAGGCUGGUGAGGUAGGCUGGGUGUCCCUCAAUUGCGGGGUCGGUUAGACCCAGUCCUCCAAGGGAGGGAGGGAGGGACGCUUGAGCCCAAGUGCGCGCCUGCUCCACCUCCCCUCGAGGCGGUUGGAGGUUGCAGGCACGCAGGAGGGUAUGGAAGAGCUCCCUACCCCAGUCGGACCAGACUUCCAAGGGUAGGAAGUCAAGGGGGGUGGUGCGGGUUAAGUAUGAGACACGCCGGGACACGCAGCGUGUGAGGAGGAGGGAUGAGGACUGAGGGUCCAUUGUGGCCAGUGUGGCGAGGGGUUCGGCUAGCAGGGCUAGCUGGGUGCGGAGGAAUGCGGCUGUGCCCUCGGUUGUGCCUAUAAAGCUGCCAAGCACGCGGACGCCUUCAGUGUUGAAAGGUAUGUCUGGGGGAAGGCGGUCGGGUGCAGGGCGCUCGGCUGACCAUGCUGCGCAUUUCGCGGGGUUGUGGGAGAGACCGAUGCGGUCCAUGGCGGCUGUGAAGGUGAGGAAUGCCGAGGUGCAGGCGUCCGGGUUGCCGACGAAAGUGACGUCGUCAGCGUAUGCGAGGCAAAGGACCUCGGGGUGGGCCGCGGCGGUUGCCUGGAGGGCUGGGUGGAUGGCUGCUGCGAAGAGGAGGGGGCCCAUGGGAUCCCCUUGGCGAACUCCCCGUGCGCUGAGUAGGGGCGGGCUAUCAAACUCAGCGUCGAGAUAGAGCAGAGACGGCGCGCCAUACGAGAAUUGGAUAAAUGGAAGGAGCGGGCGGAGGGGCGAGGUGUUGAUUGCGUGGAUGAUUGCCCCACGGUCAACGCUAUUAAAGGCGUUCGAGAGGUCGACUUGUAGGAUGAGUGAGCCCGGGCGCGCAGAGGUGAAACCCCUGGUGGCGUGGAUGAUUGUUUCCCCGCCGCUCCUGAUGGCUACUCCGUAUUGGUGUGGUAGGAAGUAGUCUUGCGCGGAUUGCGUAGAGGAGAUUAGCGCGGCUUUUGCCGCCAGUCGAUGGAGACACUCCCCUAUUGCGAUGGGGCGGGUACCCCCAUCUGGCUUGGUAAGGGCCAGGAGGCGUGAGGAGGUAACGAGCUGGCUGACCUCGUGCGGCAGGUUACCCGCCAGUAACCGCUGGACGAGCUUGUGGAGGUUUGUGGCGACGGCGGGGUUGGACAGCGAGGCGUCGCGAAGGUGCUCGAAGGUCAUCCCCGAGGGGCCUGCCCCAACUCCAUUUUCGGAGCGGGCGAGGAGCUUCGCGAACGUAGCGAAAUCGACUGUCGGCGGCCUGCAGUUUUCGUCAAGCCGUGGCCAGGUGAGGCUUUCGACAAGCGGAGGGGGGUGUUUUGACUUCAGCGCGUCCAGGACCGUGGGGGUGGACUUGCUGACUGGGGUCGAAGUCAACGCGAGCAGUGCCCGUCGCAAACUGCCUCGUCGUACCAAGCCCUCGGCGCGGGAUAUUUUCCCGAGAGUGUCAGGUACGUGGCGGGGAGGGGGUGGCAGGGUGACAGCCGAGGCAGCAGCUUGGUACAGUGUGUCCCACUGGCCCGCGAGAAAUUGUCGAAGUCGUCGUUCCGUCGCGGGCCAGUCAGGGCGUCGAGGCGAGGGUAGGCGAAGUGUGAGGCGCGGGAGGUAAAGUAACAGGGUCCAACCCUCGAUGGAGGUUGGAUGUUUGGCGAGGAAAAGGAGGGGUGUCAGGAGGGUGAGCGCGAAAAGUUGACGGAUUUGGGGGGGUAACCGGCGGGAGAGAGGGGGUUGGCGACUGUCGCAGAGAACUGCGACGUCCCACGUGGCGAUGACGGCGAAUCUGGAGGGGUCAUUCGCCAGUUCUUCCGGGGACAACUGCUGGGCUGCCUGGGGGUGGGUGUCCAGCGGUGCCCGAGUAUUGUGCAAACGGCUGGACCCUCGUCCCCUAGAUCUUGGAGA